Sciurus carolinensis (gray squirrel) is the source of this 174-nucleotide messenger RNA. RefSeq names its product mitochondrial import inner membrane translocase subunit Tim9-like. NCBI's taxonomy places the organism in Eukaryota, Metazoa, Chordata, Mammalia, Rodentia, Sciuridae. The transcript has 2 exons. Bases 1 to 174 code for a protein of 57 amino acids. The record is from RefSeq and is a predicted model, not a curated record.
AUGGCUGCACAAAUACCAGAAUCUGAUCAGAUAAAACAGUUUAGGGAAUUCCUAGGAACCUACAAUAAACUUAUAGACACCUGCUUUUUGGACUGUGUAAAAGACUUCACCACAAGAGAAGUAAAACCGGAAGAGCAGAAUGAAGUCCUGGCAGGACUCCUUGGUCAACCAUGA